AUGUUAGAAUACGAUAUUAGUUCUUAUCAAUAUAAAAUGGUCAAGUGGUUGGCGAACAUAAUCAUUAAUCGUAAUGAUGAUAAAAUAAUCUUAAGGCUCAUCCCACAAUCUCAAAAAGAUGAAUUGAGAUUUAGUCUGUACGCAGAAAUCACGAUCGGUAUUUAUAGUGAUAUAAUACGAAGAAUAAAUUUUGAUAAAAUGGAAGAAGAAGGGUUUAAAAAUGAUGUUAAU
Molecule: messenger RNA, 231 nt
Organism: Racocetra persica
Lineage: Eukaryota; Fungi; Glomeromycota; Glomeromycetes; Diversisporales; Gigasporaceae
Source: the annotation of a GenBank genome assembly